This is a messenger RNA of Talaromyces rugulosus, 1308 nucleotides long. RefSeq lists its product as uncharacterized. The record is from RefSeq and is a predicted model, not a curated record. Gene Ontology annotation, biological process: GPI anchor biosynthetic process. Gene Ontology annotation, cellular component: Golgi membrane. The transcript is spliced from 2 exons. NCBI's taxonomy places the organism in Eukaryota, Fungi, Ascomycota, Eurotiomycetes, Eurotiales, Trichocomaceae. Bases 1 to 1308 code for a protein of 435 amino acids. Gene Ontology annotation, molecular function: glycosyltransferase activity.
AUGAUGCGUCUACAUAUCUGCAAGUCGGUCCCGUCCGCGACAGCUCUGUUGCGAUCCGUUCCGGCCAGAAUCUUUCUGUUCUUCCUCGUCUUUUACGUCCUCCUCGUCCAGAUCGCUCGCACGACGUACUAUCGAGACCCCUCGUCUGCUUUCUUUGACCCCGAGACAGGCUAUCUGCCACGAUACUCGCACACGCGCUCUGAACAGGCAGAUGCGUUCAUCGAUCAAGUCAACUCCGGCGAGCUCGUCCCGACGCAUUCCUCCGGCGAUGCAGACAUCUGCCUCGGUUUCGCAACGAUAGCUCGCAAUGGCGCCAGAUAUUUUAAAACAGCAGUCGGAUCAACCCUCGAGGGUCUCUCCGAAUCCGAACGAGCGAGCCUGCACCUGAUUCUCUUCGUCGCCCACAGCGAUCCGAACCUGCACCCAGCAUACUCGGAAAAGUGGUUUCACGACGUUGCCGACACAGUACUGCUGUACGACCACGACAAGGUGGAUCUGAACCGGAUUGUUGAAUUGGAGCAGGCGCAGAACAAAUUGUCCGGUAUUGAGAAAGGGCUCUUCGACUAUACCUAUCUUCUCAAGGCAUGCCAGGCCACCAACGCCUCUCAUGUGGUGAUAUUAGAAGAUGAUGUCGUUGCUUUGGAUGGCUGGUUACAUCGUGUGAGAGAAGCACUGGAUAAAGCCGAGAGCCAAACUGCCGACCUAGGACGCUCUGAGUACCUGUACCUGCGGAUAUUUUAUACUGAAGAAUACCUCGGAUGGAACUCUGAAGAAUGGCCGACGUACCUUUUUUUCUCCCUCAUCGCCACGGCAGCGAUUUGGCUCAGCCUUGUGGGAAUACGACACCGCGUUCACUCUUCCAAGCGUUUUCUGUCCAACGAAAGCAUUGCUGUGAUUACCUUUCUAUGCAUGCCACUGUUGAUUGGCUUGUUUUUUGCUUGCGGCCAAGUGUCCAUGCUCCCGAUUGCUUAUGGCGUUCACGAUAUGCCGAGAUUCGGCUGCUGCUCUCAAGGCUUCGUGUUCCCGCAGGAGCGAGUUCCGGAUCUCAUUGAAUUCUACGAGUCGAGACAUGUCGGCUACGUUGACAUGUUGACUGAACAAUAUGCCGACGAUAAUCAAGAGCUCCGGUGGGCAGUAACUCCCGCAUUGAUACAGCAUGUGGGCAGUAAGAGCUCUAAAGGAGACGACUUUCAUACGAAUUCCAAAUACCAGCGCAGUGUCGCCGAACGCAUCUGGAAUUUCGCAUUUGAGAUGAACGACCCAGAGGCGCUUCGUGCCGAGCAUCUGGCGCACUUGGAAGCAGCUUGA